Molecule: messenger RNA, 5681 nt
Organism: Hylaeus anthracinus
Lineage: Eukaryota; Metazoa; Arthropoda; Insecta; Hymenoptera; Colletidae
Product: F-BAR domain only protein 2
Exons: 14
Coding region: 254-3280 (1008 amino acids)
Biological process (GO): clathrin-dependent endocytosis; clathrin coat assembly
Cellular component (GO): clathrin-coated pit; cytoplasm; plasma membrane
Source: RefSeq, a predicted model, not a curated record
UAAACGAAAUAAGUUGACCCGUGUCUCCGCGGUCGAGCGCGCUCGUUCUGCUCGAAACGUCCGAGCACGAAAACGUUACGUUGGUGGUUUGUCGUAAAUUGAGUUACGUCUCGUCGUACGGCUCAAACGGUUUCGUCGUGUAUGGUACCCUGUGUGUGUGUGUAUAUGUGUGUGUCAAUGGUUCGUUAUUAACGGUACAGUGUGGCCUGGUACAUCAGAAGAUAAAUUAUGAUGGUCUGAUCGCGGUUCCAACAUGACUGUGGAUUUCGCCGACUACUUUUGGGGCGAAAAGAAUAAUGGAUUUGACGUGUUAUAUCAUAACAUGAAGCAUGGUGUAGUCGCAAGUAAGGAGUUGGCUGAGUUUUUGAAAGAACGAUCAGCCAUAGAAGAAAACAAUUACAAGCUUCUUAGCAAGGUAGCUAAGCAAGUUGGUAAUAGCAGUGGUACCCAAGGAACAUUUGCACCUGUUUGGGCUGCUCUAAGAGGUGCAGCAGAAAAACUUGCAAGUUUGCACUUGCAGAUGGCCCAAAGGGUCGCCGAACUAAUCAAAGAUGUAUCAAAAUAUGCAGAUGAAUUGCAUAAAAAACAUAAGGCUGUAAAAGAAGAAGAGUCAUCCACCUUGGAAGUUGUACAAAGUAUACAAAGCAUUACCGUGACUUUGCACAAAGCGAAAGAUAUGUGUAUGCAAAAGGGUCUGGAAUUGGAAAAGUUGAGGAAAGACAAUGCCAGCCAGAAAGAAUUAGAAAAAGCAGAAAUAAAAUUUAAAAAGGCACAGGAUGAUUAUAAAACUUUGGUAGACAAAUACAUGGUCAUAAGAAACGAUUUUCAAACCAAAAUGACUCAAGCAUGCAGGCGGUUCCAAGAUGUAGAGGAGACUCACUUGAAACAUAUGAAGGAGUUUUUAAAUAUUUACGCAGAUGUCUUGCAAACAAAUCAUGAACAAGUUGGUCAGGUCCAUAUCGAUUUUAAACGUCAAUGUCUGGACAUGACUGUGGACAAGUUACUAGAACAGUUUGUUCAAAGCAAGUAUACAGGUUUCGAGAAGCCAGGUAUGAUCGAAUAUGAAGAAGUCAUGACAAAUUUGGCAGACCUGACCAGUCAUUCUCAAUCGGAUAGCACGGUUGAAACACCCAAGGAAACAUCAAAAGGAGCUAAUGGAGAAACAGGAGUUGCUGGUAACACUCACAGUUCAAAAAAAGAUCAGGGAUUAAAGGGGGAGGGUAAUCAGGUGGAUGAGGAAAAGGGGAGGGUACAAGAAAAAGAAAACGAAAGACUGAAUGAAAGGGAUAGAGAACUGUCACAUGCACAAGCCACCAAGGCUUCCCGCCGUACUACCUCGCUACUCAACCUGUUCAUGUCCAACUCCCAGGACAAACAGAAGCAAGCAGGGUCUGGUUCGGCACCUGCAACUCCUCAGGGGAACAACCUGCCUCCUGCUGUUCCACCUCCCAGCAUCUCCAGGAACCCUCUCAGAGGAUCUAAAUUGGUAACGCGUAUUAUGGUUCCUCCACUCUGCACUCUUUUAGAUCAGCAGUGGUUUCUUCGCAGCAGGAGAGAAAAGCGCAAGGAAAAGAAGGCAAAAAAGAAGAAGGAUGUCGUGGAAACGAACAGCAACAAAGAAGAAAAGUCUGACCUGGAGGACAAGGAGGACAGCAGAAAGUCCGAAACACCGACACCGGAAGUGGACGAAGACGGUUUUUGUAUCCGACCAAAAUCAGAUCCGUGGGAGAACGAGAAGGGAUUUUAUUCCAGCUCGGAUACCGAUUCCGAAGACGAGAGGGAGAGAAAGAUCAGGGUGGAAAUAAAGCCUCUCAGCAAUGGCGGAGCACCGAUGAGUGCCAGCGUAGACGAGCUAAGGGCAACGGUGGAGAAUUUAUCGUUAUCGCCUGCACCCACGGGACGCAGAGGAUCGAACACCGACUCUGAUCACCACAUGAAAAGGUCUCAGUCAGUGUCACAGCAAUUAGGAGGUAAGCCAAGCUCAGAUUUACUUGGCCUAAACUUGUUCAAUCCCAGCAGUACACCUUCGAGCGCCUCGACGCCGACUGGUAGUCAUCCGUACGCGCCAUUGCAAAGUCCUCCGCCACUGUCUUCGUCACCGACGCCUCAACCACAGCCGCCACAAUCCGCACCACCUACACACCCUCACUCGCGGUUCCCUGAUGGAGACUUGUUCUCGGAAGUAGGAGACAUCACUCCGGCCUUACCCCCAAAGCAAUCCGCAUCUUCCACUCCGACAGGAUCUAUUAUCAUUCCUAGACCGCCGUCCCGACGAGGUGAAGGCCCCUCUCCAAGGGGUAGGUCGUCGCCAGCGACGAUAUCGAGAGCGGAUAGCGUGGCCAGUUUGGAAUUUCGCACCGCUGGCGUGGGGGUCGGUUCUUCCAGAGGUCCUUCUCCGCUGACGAUCGGCCUCGCGGAUACGAUUCCUCUGGCGGUUGCCUUCCAUGAAAUAGUACACUCUUACUUUAGGGGUACCGACGAGACUCGAUGUCAGGUGAAGCUCAGCGGGGACAUGAUGUUAUCGUUUCCCGCCGGUAUCGUUGCCGUGCUAGCGAACAAUCCAAGUCCAGCAAAGUUAACGUUUCGAGUGAGAAACAGCAGCAGACUGGAAAAAUUGUUUCCUAAUAAUCAGCUCGUCAGCAUGGAUGCCACGCAGACAACCGUCGAAAGUACAAUUUUCGAAUUCAACAUGAGUGCCUUAACUACAUUGUUACGUAAACAGGCUGAACAAAAUCCCACAGCUUCCUAUUUUAACGUCGACAUACUCAAGUAUCAAAUCAAGUGUAAGGAGGGCGCGGGCUCUUGUCCUUUCCAGUUAGUGGCGUAUUGGAAGUGCGAGACAACACACACUGACCUUAGGAUCGAUUAUAAAUACAACAGUCGCGCCAUGGCUUCCCCGAGCCCUCUGCUAAAUCUCCACGUGGCAGCGCCCAUAGACGGUGGUUUCAAAUCGUUGAACAGUAAGCCACAGGCUCAGUGGUUAGCGGAUACGAAUCGAGUAUUAUGGAAGUUCACAGAGUUGUCUCAACAUAGCGAGGGUAACGGCGUGGGCUCUUUGAAAGCGCGAGUCGAGCUCGCACAUGGGCCAGGGAAUCAAGGAACGAUAUUUACUCAAUUCAAUUGCGAGGGGACCACAUUGUCCGGAGUUGAAUUCGAACUUCUGGGCCCAGGCUAUAGGUUAAGUUUAGUAAAGCGCAGAUUUGUAUCAGGAAAGUACAUAUGCGACGGAGAUUCCGAUUCAAGAAGCAGAUACGCCGCACCGCCAUCCAAUGUGGAUUGACGACUUCCAGAAUGGGCGCCUCAAUGGGAGAGUCUGCCCAUUUAAUAUUGGUACUUGCUUGUUCAUUCACUGCCCAUACCACGACUAAUGUCUGUUCAAACACGAAAUCGGCGUGGGAAAGCCUGUUGGAUACCAAAGAACGCGUGCGAUAUGAUAAAGUUGUUCGAUAUACGAAUAGUUUGCAUCAAAGCGGCAAGUAAGCACGAUGCUUUGUUAAGUCUUUUCAACGAAUGAGAACGAUGUCGCGUACCAAAUAAUAGAAGGGAGAUCGCACCUUCACUUAUCGCGAACGAUAUCGAAAGGAAAACGUAGUUGGACUUUGCAAUUCACUCGCUACCUGAUGAACGGCAUUCUAAUAUGUGUUUCAUAUCUUGCGUGGGAUUUAGUACACCUCACAUAACCUCAAUUCGCAGGUCAGCUUUACGACUUUUCUCUAGACACGGGGUGUUCCCUUGUACGAGGACAGUUUCCCUAACUCAAUCAUUUUUUUUUUCUCGCACUUCUAUCACGCUUAUGUAUUUUUCAAUUGUCUACAAUAUGUCCUCGGUUAGAUAGUACUAUUUUUCGUAAUGUUUCUACGACGCGUAACGAAGUACGUAAUACGAUGAUUCGCAUAAAGCCUUUGGUGUCCAGCAUAUUUUUCGCCACGACAUUCUCGCCAUAUUAUUGUGUCUAUAUAAUCAAAAUACGUUAUAAAUUUUUUUACGUAAACAAAAAAAAAAAACAAAGAUGCAAGAACUCUCUAAAGAAACCAUCAAACAGUACAACGUUUUAUUCUAUUGUUAUAUCUUGCGUUAUUUUAAUAUAGUUAUUAGUACUGUAUCAUUAAGAGAUUUUGUGAAGAAGAAAUGUAAAGGAUCUGUAAACGCCAAUCUUCUGUACAUUUAGCAUUUAUAUUUUGCACGAACAGGGGUCAAUGUCGCUUGUUAUAAACCUAUCACAGAGUCCUACCCCGAUCUGUUUGUAUAGCUAUACGCGUGCGUAAGAAAAAACUCGUGCAAAAUUGAUGAUCCAAAAACAAAAAGGAAGAGGAGAAAGGCCACAGAAUUGUUUCGUUUUGUGAUAAUUUGUUCAAUUUUUCUACGCAACGAUUUCUGCGUACGCUCUAUUAAAUAAGUCCGAACGUGUAAGAAUUUUGCUCCGAAUAGAGAAGAUAGCCGUGUAGGGCGUAAGAAUGAACGUUCUCACAUGUUUCUGCUUGCUGAAAUUCGAUAACUGCAAAAUUAUUCUUCAACAAAGAAAAAAAAAAAGAUACAGAUGAAAACGUUUUAACGAGACGAGAUUUUAGCGUUGUAACGAUCGAAACGUCCGCAUGUUCCGCAGUUUCGCAAGUGUCUCUCACAGUCUUCUGGACGACGAUUAUUUCGUCGUUUCCACGAUCGUAAAUUAAUCCAGUAUUUCUUGCUACAUUUAACUUAGAGUAACUCGUUUCGGUGGGGUUCACUUGGGCCACCGGUUCGCUUUUAAGAAGCAUACUAACUUCGAGGACGUUAACAUAGUCUUCUCAACCCUUCUCAACGGGAAUCGAAUAUUCUAUCUAUUAAUGUUUUUACCAAUUUUUUUUUCUCUUAGUGUUCUCUUAACAAUCAACGUUUACGAAUCGAACGCUAGGGGCAGGCCGUUUCGUUCAAUUGCAUGUGCAUACAUACAAUUUGUGUGUAUAUGUAUAUGUGUAUAUAAAAGGAAGUAAUGACUCUAUAAGAAUAAGUCUGAAACGAAAUCCGAUUAUUACUAUUUUAUUUUUUAUUAUUAUUAUUAUUAUUAUUAUUAUUAUUAUUAUUAUUAUUAAUAUUAUAGCUCAGCACAGACGAUGCUUCCCUCGGUGCGGAUUUAAAUAUCUGUAACAAGUUUACAAACACAUCGUACAUAUUCGUGCAUAGUUCGAUUUGUGAUUAACUUUUAUUUUUUUUCUUUUAUUUUACAUCAGACCUUGGGUUAUUUGUGUUUUUAAUGUAAAUUAUUGUCUAAUUCUUGUUAAUUUCACGAAAGAUUGAUUAUUAUUACAGUACUUGUUUUAUAACAGUUAAAAACACAUGUUAGUAAUAUAAAAAACUUUACGCGUUUUUUUUUCGAUCUAUACACGAGUACUCGCGGUACUUGUUGCGAGGUAUUCUUUGUCUGGCUCUAAAAGUGCAUUAUGCUUACUAACUAUAACGAAUAGUUCGUAGAGUCGCGACUUGCUGACAAUUUGGUUACCGGACGACAAGGAAUAUUUCUUGUAGCAAGUAAUGUUCGUCAAAUGUACCAUAAUGAUUUUACAUUUUAAGAAACUGUUGUCAUUCAGCGCGUUCCUGCGAUGCUCUGCGUCUAUAUUUUACGGACUUUAUAUUUCCCUUUUUGUUACUAUACUCUCGUAAGAAGAAACGAAACGAAGGUCUACGAUGAGCAAUAUAAAUAAAAU